UUUUCUUUACAAAGAUUUGACAAAUUUCGCUCAAAGCUGUUGCUAAUAAUAAUCCAGGAAUUUGGAUCAAAUUACAAAAUGAGCCAAGAACAGCCGCGGAAGCCCGAGGAUCAAAAGGAAGCCGUGACAUAUGGGGACGUGUUUCCCGUUGUCCAGGGCGGGGAGCUGGCGGACAAGUUGGUGGCGCCCAAGGACGCCGCCAUCAUGCAGGCGGCUGAGAAUGCGGUGCUUGGGAAGACCAUCAAGGGCGGUGCAGCCGCAACCUUGCAGACCGCAGCCAGGCAGAACGAGAAGGCGGGGGUGGUGGGUCCCGAUGACAUGAAUGCCAAUAUUGUUACAGGAGACGAGGGCGUUAGCGUAAAGGAGGCUGAUCUCCCGGGACGCCGUAUAAUAACAGAAUCAAUCGCUGGACAGGGUUCGGAUUCAAAUACAAGGAAUGUAGAUCACGAAAAGCAAAGGAAAAUCUAUAAAUUGGUUGAGGCUGUGGGGCAAUACAGCCAGAGAGCUCCUUUGGCAGCGCCUAACACCAUUCAAGCUGGUGGGGCUGGUGGUCAAAUCACCAUUGGUGAAGCCCUGGAAGCCACUGCUAUGACAGCUGGACAGAAACCGGUGGAGUGGAGUGAUGCAGCUGCAAUUCAAGCAGCCGAAGUCAGAGCCACUGGCCGAACCAACAUUGUACCCGGUGGUGUGGCGGCCGCAGCUCAGUCGGCCGCAACCCUCAACGCUCGGGCUACGAAGGACGAGGAGAAGACGAAACUCGCCGACAUUCUAGCGGAUGCUACGUCAAAAUUGCCAGCAGACAAACCAGCGACACGUCGAGAUGCCGAGGGGGUGACCGGUGCAGAGAUGAGAAAUGAUCCGUUUCUGACUACACACCCAACGGGCGUGGCAGCUUCGGUGGCAGCAGCAGCUAGGCUCAACCAGACCAAUAGUAACGAAAUGCCAAAAUAGCUUGCAUAAGAAGUCACUGCUUUGUCUGAGUGCUUGUAUUUGGGUUUGGCCUAGAACUAGCAACAUAAGCGUAUAUAAAGGGAGGGUUGGUUUGUCACUUUUACUAGACAUGCGUUGUUUUUCAAUCUAGGGGGUGAGAGGGCUUGUGCUUUCUUCUAAAACAGAGGGGCCCUUUUUCGUUUGGGGCCAUUGAUGAAUAAAUGACCUAGUGUUCGUACGAA
Molecule: messenger RNA, 1172 nt
Organism: Prunus dulcis (almond)
Lineage: Eukaryota; Viridiplantae; Streptophyta; Magnoliopsida; Rosales; Rosaceae
Product: late embryogenesis abundant protein 47-like
Exons: 4
Coding region: 79-951 (290 amino acids)
Source: RefSeq, a predicted model, not a curated record